This is a messenger RNA of Fomitiporia mediterranea MF3/22, 354 nucleotides long. RefSeq lists its product as uncharacterized. The annotation marks the transcript as partial. The record is from RefSeq and is a predicted model, not a curated record. The transcript is spliced from 3 exons. NCBI's taxonomy places the organism in Eukaryota, Fungi, Basidiomycota, Agaricomycetes, Hymenochaetales, Hymenochaetaceae.
AAAAACUUAGGGGAUAUUGUCUGGGGGCUGCUAGAAUCUUAUGAUAUCCAAGAAAAGUUGGUUGCUGUCAUGUCUGAUAAUGCUUCCAACAAUGACACAAUGAUGGAGACUAUCAAGACACACAUGACAGCUAAGGGGAUCUUGUUCUCUGCUGAGGAGGCACAUCUUAGGUGUAUGCCUCAUACUAUUCACUUAGCAGCACUAAAGCUACUCAAUGCAAUUGGUGCUUUGAAGAGUACUAAUUGUAGAACAAGCAACUAUCAGGAGUCUGUUUCUGCUCCUCUGGAUCCUGAUUACAAUAAUUUGGAAGCUAGCCGGAAUGAUAACGUUGACAAUACUCUCACAGAUAGCAGC